Molecule: messenger RNA, 645 nt
Organism: Knipowitschia caucasica
Lineage: Eukaryota; Metazoa; Chordata; Actinopteri; Gobiiformes; Gobiidae
Source: the annotation of a GenBank genome assembly
AUGUUGUUAAAAAGCUCUUCCCUGUCUGGGUCCAGCGCCUGCAACGUGAGCCGGACCUUCAGCCUGAACAGCUCCUACGUCGACAUCAAGAACAUCCGCAACUACGAGAACACCACGCUCUUCUACGUGUCUUCGUUCCAGUAUCUGGCGGUGGCCAUCGUCUUCUCCAAAGGAAAACCCUUCAGGCAGCCCAGCUAUAAGAACUGGCCCUUCAUGUUGUCCUGCAUCGGCCUGUACUCCUUCCUCCUCCUCAUCCUCCUCUUCCCUCUUCCAGCUAUUGACAAGUUUCUGGAGAUUGUGUGCGUCCCUCAGGAUUGGAGGCUCACGGUGGUGGUCAUCAUCAUUUCAAACACGGCGCUCUCCUUUCUGCUGGAGACUUUGGUCCUAGACGUCGUGAUGCGGAGAACCUUUUUCAGAGACGAUCACAGUCCGGCCGUGACGUCGCCCUCUGCUGGCGAGCCGCAGGAGGCCAACGGCCGCUGGGGCCCGUCCCUGCUCUCGUGGCUCUUCUGUCGACACAGACGUUCCUCCAGGCUCCGGUACCGGCAGCUGGCCCUGGAGCUGCAGGACGACCCGGACUGGCCCCCUCGUCCCGGGACCGUCCUCUACGCUGGGGGCCACACGCACAGCUCUGCCGCCCUCUGA